Loxodonta africana (African savanna elephant) is the source of this 1215-nucleotide messenger RNA. RefSeq lists its product as uncharacterized. Lineage: Eukaryota; Metazoa; Chordata; Mammalia; Proboscidea; Elephantidae. The record is from RefSeq and is a predicted model, not a curated record. The transcript has 2 exons. Bases 1 to 1215 code for a protein of 404 amino acids.
AUGGUGCCUGGCUGGCUGCCUGCGGGAGGGGCGUUCCGUGAAGGGGCCCGCAGGCUGUCCCGCCGCCGGGCCCUCGGGGGCGGGGGGAGGGGCGGGCACAGCUGUUCCCUCACCGGCUCCCCGGCCCCUCCGACGCCCCCGUACCUGCUGGCUCCCCAGGGCUCCCCGCGGCUGCCAGCUGUCGGAAGCGGCGCGGGCGGAGAGCUAGAAGAUGCGCGGGGUGGGGAGCAAAGGUUUAAAAGGUCAGCAUCCUCCCUAGGACCCCCACCAGGGGCAGCAGGGGCGGCGGGGAUGGAGAGCCGAAAGGGCUGCAGGCUUUCUCGCUCCCGCCCCGCCUUCACGGAGGGGCUGCGGGCUGGGCGGGAGGGGUUGGGUGGGGAAGACCGAGACAGGGGCGCGAAAAGAGAGGGUCUUUCGGAGGCAAGACCCGGAGAGGUGUCGGGGCAGGUAAUUCACAGGGACCCGUCCAGGCCAGCUUAUCCCACCAUGGCAGAGCUGAUCCCGGCGUGGGGAGCGCUGCGGGCCGCAUCUUGGGAUCGCCCUCCCACCCCCGCUCGCAUCCUCGGCCUCACCGUCGCGACCUCCGCCGCCUCUGGGCGCAGUGACGGGACCAGGGUGGGUGGCGCCCCUCUGCGCUCCGGGCCGCACUGGGUCCGGGCCACUGCGGGGCGCCGGCUCCGGACUCGCGCUGCGGCCGCUCUGGGUCCCCAGCCGGGGCUCCGGCCUCAACGCUGCUGGUCCCGCCCCCUCUCCGAGCGGCCGCCCCUCCGGCCCGCCUCCGCCCCGCCCGCCGCUGCGGCGGUUGUCGCUCCCACCUCUACCGGCGCGGUCCCGCCUCCGCGCCAGCCCUGGCCAGAUCGGGCACCGCAGUGCAGGGACCGCGUCCCCACCGCCGCGCGGCCCCCCAUCAAUGCGGGUUCCAGGCCUCCUCGGCCCCACCCUUCCGUCCUCCGGGAGGUGCGGCGUCCUGCGAGUGCGGCGGAGCUGCUCGGCCUGCAGCCCCCAGCCCGCCAGGGGCCCCAGCCGCCCCAGCCGCCAGUUAUUCUCGCCCCUAGCCCACCUCCCUCCUCACUGCAACCACUGCAGCGGCGCCGCCACCCUUGGACUCCUCCCCCGCAAGAAGUCUGCCCCAUUCCUUUGCAAAGUGCUCCUCCAUCGGUGCAGAAAGCCUUCCAUCCCUGCGGGUGUCUUCAGCUUCUGCAGAAACUUCAAUGA